Molecule: messenger RNA, 1075 nt
Organism: Colius striatus (speckled mousebird)
Lineage: Eukaryota; Metazoa; Chordata; Aves; Coliiformes; Coliidae
Gene: TAMALIN
Product: trafficking regulator and scaffold protein tamalin
Biological process (GO): signal transduction
Cellular component (GO): plasma membrane
Molecular function (GO): protein binding
Source: RefSeq, a predicted model, not a curated record
AUGACCCUGCGGCGGCUGCGGCGGCUCCGGCCGAAGGACGAGGAUGCGGCGGCGGCCCCGGAGCGACCCGAACCCGCCGAUGUCUACCGGGCGCUGGCGGCCGCCGGCGGUACCCUUCCCCGGGUGCGCAAGGGCACGGGGCUCAGGUGGGCGUCCCCGAGCCAGUCCCCGGAGGAGCACAGGAAGGUGGUGACGCUGGAGAAGAAGGCAGAAGAGACCUUUGGCUUCGAGAUCCAGACCUAUGGGCUGCACCACCAGGACAGGAACAGUGUGGAGAUGUUCACCUUCGUGUGCCGGGUGCACGGCGGGAGCCCGGCUGAGGCAGCGGGACUCAGGGCCGGGGACACAAUCACAGGGGUGAACGGGCUCAACGUGGAGGGCGUCCGGCAUCGGGAGAUCGUGGAGAUCAUCAAGAGCUCGGGCAACGUGCUGUGCCUCGACACGCUCUAUGGGACGUCCAUCCGGAGGGCUGAGCUGGAGGCUCGGCUGCAGUACCUGAAGCAAACGCUCCAUGAGAAGUGGGGCGAGUACCGCUCGCUGAUGGUGCAGGAGCAGCGGCUGGUGCGGGGCGUGGUGGCCAAGGACCCCAACAUCUACGCCACGCUGGAGUCCAUCCGCUGGUGCCUGCAGGGUGAGGGGGGGCUGCCCAGCACCUCCCCCAGCGCCGGCGGCAGCGACGACUCCCUCUACCAAACGUGUCUGUUCGCCUCCGCCGACUCCCUGCACAAGGACAAGGACAAGGACGCCGGGGGUCCCGCGCCCCCCCCGCCACGACCCCGGCCGGCCUUGUCCCGCAGCGCCAGCCUCAAGUGCGGGGGGGGGGCCGGGGGCAGCGGGGCGGCUGUGGGCGCGGGCGGGGACCCCGGGGAGGGGGCGGCCGCCCCCCGCAAGGGGCGACACAGCAGCUUCCGACAGAGGCUGCUCAAGUUCAUCCCAGGACUGAACCGGGCGCUGGAGGAGGAGGAGAGUCACCUCUGACAGGGGCCGUCCCCCAGCCCCCCCGGGCCUAUUUAUUUAUUUAUUGUGAGGGGCUGUGUGCCCCCCCCCUCCCCCAGCUCCCCGGGGGCCACUGGAA